AUGACGAUGGUAUACCGAUUUAUUGAAAACUGCCGCAGACGGAUUGCAAAGAAGCCGAUAGUAGCUGUACCGAGGGGUAAUAUGCGAGCCCUUUUACAAUUUCCGGCAACAAUUACCGAAGUUCAACAGAAAGAAUAUCAACGUGCAGAAUUUCAUCUUUGGCAGAUGGCGCAACAACAGAAAUUUCCUGAUGAAUACUCAAUUUUAGUGUUCAACCGAGACAAACCAGUGGACAAGUGGAAACCAUUGGAAAAGAGCAGUUUUCUCUACAACAAAUCUCCGUUCAUCGACGAGUUCGGAGUGAUGCGCAUGGAGAGCCGAAUAGAACACGCUUUAGAUUUUCCCUUUGAUCUUCGUUUUCCUGUCAUCCUUCCGCGGAAGACCCUUGUUACCACCAGACUAUUAGAAUACUAUCAUCGUCAGUUCGGACAUUCCAACCGGGAGACUGUAGUGAACGAAGUUCGCCAACGCUUCGUUAUACAAAAUCUUCGAGCUGCUAUCAAAGACGUGAUGAAGGCGUGCCGGUGGUGCAAGAUACGAAAAUGUAAACCAGAUUAUCCAAAGAUGGCUCCUUGGCCAAAGGAACGUUUGACGCCGCACAUUCGACCUUUCAGUUACGUCGGGAUCGAUUACUGUGGCCCGAUUGAAGUAACUGUGACUCGUCAUAAGGAAAAGCGGUACAUUGCGGUGUUUACGUGUCUCGUGACCAGAGGCGUACAUCUUGAAGUUGCCCAUAGCCUAUCAACAGACUCCUGCAAGAUGGCGAUACGUCGCUUCGUGAAGAGGAAGGCCGCUCCUGUGGAGAUAUUUUCUGACAACGGGACCAACUUGGUGGGAGCAAGUCGAGAAUUAGCUGAGCAAUUACUACGAAUCAACGAAGCUUGUUCGGAGACCUUUACGGACGCAAGAACGGAAUGGUGUUUCAACCCGCCCUCUGCUCCCCACAUGGGUGGUGUUUGGGAGCGAAUGGUGCGCUCGGUGAAGGAAUCUCUCAAGGCGUACGACGACGGUGGAAAGCUGAACGACGAAAUACUUCUUACAUCCUUGGCCGAAGUAGAAGACUUGAUAAACUCGAGGCCACUUACCUACAUGCCACAAGAGUCCGCAAUUGAAGAAGCUAUUACACCAAACCACUUCAUCGAAGGUUUCUCAUCGGAGAACAAGGAAGCGAUCUAG
Molecule: messenger RNA, 1176 nt
Organism: Uranotaenia lowii
Lineage: Eukaryota; Metazoa; Arthropoda; Insecta; Diptera; Culicidae
Exons: 1
Coding region: 1-1176 (391 amino acids)
Biological process (GO): DNA integration
Molecular function (GO): nucleic acid binding
Source: RefSeq, a predicted model, not a curated record